UGUGCUUGUGGGGGCGGAAGACAGGCGUCAUCCCCUGGAACCUAGGGACUUCCUCUCUCUGCUUGUCUGGGUCAACUUGUCUGUCCAUCGCUGGCCCAUCUUUCUCUGCUCCUCUCUCUCACUCUCAGCAGCUGUCUCUCACAGGCCCGCUGCCCUGCGUUUUCUUUUCCGCUAUUGCCUCCUGCUCCGCCUGCCUGGGUGGCCGCCAUGGGUCGGAAGCGGUUCAUCACUGACUCCUACCCUGUUGUGAAGAAGAGGGAGGGGCCCUUUGGGCACAGCAAGAGGGAGCUGGCUCCCGAACUAGGGGAAGACACCCAGUCCUUCAGCCAGGAGGAAGCAGAGCUGGAGCUGCUGAGGCAGUUUGACCUGGCCUGGCAGUAUGGGCCUUGCACAGGCAUCACACGGCUGCAGCGCUGGCAUCGGGCAGAGCAGAUGGGCUUGAAGCCUCCCCUAGAGGUGCACCAGGUGCUGAAGACACACCCUGAAGACCCCCGCUUCCAAUGCAGCCUCUGGCAUCUCUACCCAAUCUGAGGUACCACCUAGGUUGUCCUCCCCUUGGCACCUCCUAGCAACCAAGAACUUGAGGACAGUAGACACUGUUCAGCUCGGCUCGGCUCUGGAGAAACAUCAGACUGACUUGGGAGGUCUUCCUGGUUCAGCCUCUUGUCUGUCAAAAAAACAACUUCUGAAGCUCCUGAGGACCUGUGCAGCUGAAGCUAAGGUCCUCCAGGGCCUACUCAUGACCACCA
Messenger RNA from Acomys russatus (golden spiny mouse), 749 nucleotides. RefSeq names its product DNA polymerase delta 4, accessory subunit (gene Pold4). The record is from RefSeq and is a predicted model, not a curated record. The transcript has 4 exons. Lineage: Eukaryota; Metazoa; Chordata; Mammalia; Rodentia; Muridae. Bases 208 to 531 code for a protein of 107 amino acids. Gene Ontology annotation, cellular component: delta DNA polymerase complex. Gene Ontology annotation, molecular function: DNA-directed DNA polymerase activity. Gene Ontology annotation, biological process: DNA synthesis involved in DNA repair; DNA-templated DNA replication.